Messenger RNA from Priapulus caudatus, 5312 nucleotides. Its product is annotated as plexin-A2-like. Bases 50 to 4177 code for a protein of 1375 amino acids. Gene Ontology annotation, molecular function: semaphorin receptor activity. Gene Ontology annotation, biological process: negative regulation of cell adhesion; semaphorin-plexin signaling pathway involved in axon guidance; regulation of cell shape. The record is from RefSeq and is a predicted model, not a curated record. The transcript has 33 exons. Gene Ontology annotation, cellular component: semaphorin receptor complex. Lineage: Eukaryota; Metazoa; Priapulida; Priapulimorpha; Priapulimorphida; Priapulidae.
CAGUCCUAGCGUCGAGUGUUCUACGGGCAGCGACCCGCUGCACUGGGUGAUGUAUCGCGACGGUCACUGCAGCGUCAUCACCAAGGUCUACCCGAGUCAGCUGCAGGUUACCCUGGCGACGACGCUGGACAUUUCCAUCGAGCACUUCCCGCGGCUGGAGGGACAGUUCAUGUGCGUGUUCACCGCUCACGGAGUCUCCCUCAGCUCCCCCGCGAACAAAACGUCGACGGGUGUGACGUGCCGCACCCCUCCCACCACUCAGGUUGUCUCCAUCCCCGUCGGAAUGCAGUACUACAUAGCCAAGCUGUCGGUGCAAGUGUCGGGCAGCCCUAACUUUGUUACAACAGACUUCAUCUUCUACAACUGCGUCCGUUUCUCAUCCUGCACGGCCUGUACGAACAGCUCGUUUGCGUGUGACUGGUGCAGAACGAAUCACCGCUGCACGCACGACACGGGCACCUACUGCCGCGAUGACCACAUCAUCACCGGCCUCAACACACCGGGUCCUAGCAUACGCCCUGGUCCUGACCACUGCCCACGCAUCAACAGCACCCGCCCUGAGUUCCUCAUCCCGUCAGGAACGGAAUACCAGAUUGCAGUACAUGCCAGCAACGUCGAGGAGAUUGAUCCGAGUCCCUUCCAGUGUGAGUUUAACCUGGAUGGUAGGAUAUCUGAUGUAGAGGCUGUGUAUGAGGAUGGCUUCAUCAAGUGUAACUACCACCUGUUUAAAUACGACAGUCCAGCGAAGAGCAUAGAAGCACAGUUUGCCAUCUUGUGGGGAGGAACCCGGGCACUGGACAACCCCAACAACAUACUCAUCACGGUGUACCGCUGUGAGGAGAUGGCUAAGCAGUGCGGAUUCUGCCUUACCCUCGACCAGCGCUACCGCUGCGGUUGGUGCGGAGGAGCCUGCACCAUCGCCGAGAUGUGCGGCACCGGGGAGUGGCUCAGCAACGGUGCCAUCUGUCCGAACCCAACCAUCGAGAAGUUUUCGCCGCGUAUGGGUCCGUACGAAGGCGGCACGAACAUCACGAUCAGCGGCUAUAACCUCGGACUCAACUACGACGACAUCAAGAGCGGCGUCACUGUCGCCGGACAGAUCUGCAUGCCCUACGAGGAGCUCUACGUCAGAACCAAGCAGAUUGUGUGCAAAGCUGGAGAGAGCUCCAAGGGCAAUAAAGGUUAUCUGCAGGUGAUGGUGCGCGGGGACAGCAGAUACAUCGGCGUGUCCGACAUGGAAUUUGCAUACGUGGAUCCAAAGAUUAACAAAACGUGGCCAAAAGUUGGACCGAAGAGCGGAGGAACAAAGAUCACGAUAACGGGCCGGCACAUGGAUGCAGGGUCACAUAUCACAGCCUUUAUCGUGUGGGAUGAGCCUACUGGACAGACACGAUCACCCUGUGAAGUGAUUAGGACUAGUCAUAAGGAGGUGGACUGCCUGACAUCAGCCAGCAGCAAGGCCACCCCUGGCCGCAUCGUCAUGCGGUUUGACAGCGCCGAGAGACAUUCCACGGAGACGUUCACUUAUCACGACGAUCCCGUCAUCCUCGACGUGCUGCCCUCUGGUGGCAUUCCUAGCGGUGGUAAUGAUAUCUAUGUCAUUGGUCUCAAUCUGAACGUGGUCCAAGACCCACAGAUGUUUGUGAGUUUGGAUGGAAAGGAAUUCAUUGGGCGAUGUGACGGACUGAACUCUUCCCUGAUGGUGUGUAAAUCCCCAAUCAUCAUGUCGACGUCUGUGCCGGGGCCGAACGAUCCACCAAGCCUGCUUGAUUAUGGUUUCAACAUGGAUAACGUCACGAGACUGCGUAACAUACCUAGCCUUCCCAACUUCAGCAAGUUCACUCUCUAUCCUGACCCCGUCGUUUACAACUUCACCGAGAAGAACCAAGUGAAGCGAUACAAGAGCGACUACCUAGCGAUCAGCAUACGUAACCUGUGUGAGGUCUGCAGCAUGCAAGAGUUCUUUGAGGUUCGCAUCGGCUCCGAAUUCUGCAACGUGACGUCCGUCGCUCCCAACCUCCUCAACUGCCAGCCGCCGGGAGCUCAGCCCACGAGCCGCGCGGAUGGAGCCGACCCCAAGUCACUCCCAGAGGUCACGGUCGUCAUCGGCAACAGCCGGGAGUUCCUGAUUGGCUACCUCCAGUACGAGACGGAGAGCGGACGUCUGCCGCUGUGGGGCAUCAUCGCGAUCGCGGUCGCCGCAGGCAUCCUCUUGUUUAUCGUCUUCGUGAUCCUGAUCGCGUACCGCCACCAGAGCAGCAAGAGUGAGCGCGUUCUGAAGAACAUGCAGGAACAGAUGGACGUUCUAGAACUGAGGGUAGCAGCCGAGUGCAAGGAGGCUUUUGCAGAGCUUCAGACGGACAUGACAUUCCUGACGGGAGACAUAUCCGGCUACGGAAUUCCCUUCAUGGACUACAAGUACUACUCACUAAAAGUGCUCUUCCCAAACCAGGAUGAUCAUCCAGUGCUGAGAGAACUAGAUGUUGAUCCGAGGAAGAGGAAGAGCGUUGAGAAGGCUCUACGACAGUUCGGACAUCUCAUCAUGAACAAAACCUUCUUGCUGUUGUUCAUCGGUACGCUAGAAUCGAACAAGUAUUUCAGCAUGAAGGACAGAGUCAACGUUGCCUCUCUCAUCAUGGUUGCACUGCAGAGCAAGAUGGAGUACUGCACCGACAUUCUGAAGACUCUGCUAGCUGACCUGAUAGAGAAAUCUAUUGUAGGCAACAGCCACCCUAAACUACUACUACGCAGGACAGAGUCGGUGGCAGAGAAGAUGCUCACGGCUUGGUUCACAUUCCUACUCUAUAGAUUCCUUAGGGAGUGCGCAGGAGAGCCACUGUUCCUCCUCUACAUGGCCAUCCAACAGCAGAUAGAGAAGGGUCCGGUGGACGCUGUCACGAACGAAGCCAAGUACUCUCUCAGCGAGGAGAAGCUGAUUCGCCAACAAAUAGAUUACAGACAGAUGACCGUGUACGUGUCUGGGUUGGAUCCAAGCAACGAAAACCAGGAAACGCCAGUGAAAGUUUUAAACUGUGAUACGAUAUCAGAAGUAAAGGAGAAGGCGUUGAAUGCCAUCUACAAGAGCACUCCCUAUUCCCUGCGACCCACAAAGAACGACCUUGACCUAGAGUGGCGGACGGGCGUGUCUGGGAGACUAGUCUUACAGGAUGAUGACAUUUCCACCAAACCAGAAGGCGAGUGGAAAAGACUCAACACUCUUGCUCACUACAAGGUGCCUGACGGAGCGUCUCUAGCGCUGGUGCCAAAACAGUCCUCUAUCUUCAACUUGUCGAUGAGUCUGUUGUCAGACCGGUCCGAUCACUCCCACCGACAUGGAGCAUACCUGGCAGAGAAUUCGUCUGUGCACACAGCAAGUCAGCCAUUGAGUCGUGCCAUGUCCCCCAUGGACCACCAUCACACCUUGGAGUCUGGGAUCAAGUACUGGCAUCUCAUAAAGCCGAUGGAUUCGAACAAUGAGCGUGAGGGAGAGCGCUCCAGCAAGCUAGUAUCAGAGAUCUACCUAACCAGGCUACUCGCUACCAAGGGAACGCUCCAGAAGUUUGUCGACGACUUGUUUGAGACGAUAUUCAGCACGCACCAGCGCGGCAACGCUCUGCCGCUCGCCAUCAAGUACAUGUUUGACUUCCUGGACGACCAGGCCUUGUUGCACGGCAUCACGGACCCGGAGGUUGUCCACACCUGGAAGAGCAACAGCCUGCCGCUGCGCUUCUGGGUAAACCUCAUCAAGAACCCCAACUUUGUGUUCGACAUCCACAAGUCGACGAUCCAGGACGCAUGUCUGUCGGUUAUCGCUCAGACCUUCAUGGACGCUUGCUCAACGUCUGAGCACAGACUGGGCAAGGACUCGCCUGCCAGCAAGCUGCUCUACGCCAAGGACAUACCCACCUACAAGGAGUGGGUUGAGAAGUACUACCAAGACAUCAAACUAAUGGCAGCUAUAUCUGAUCAGGACAUGAAUGCAAUGUUGGCUGAGGAAUCACGGACUCACGUCGAGGAGUUCAACGUGAACGUGUCACUAUUCGAGCUGUAUGGCUAUGCCUGUAAAUAUAAUGACCAGCUUAUGCAAACGCUACAAGACGAUGAAUUCUCCAGGAAGAAUAGACUUGCCUACAAGCUAGAGCAAGUGCAUAAUGCUAUUGCUGAGACUGAUGCAUGACACCCUGCCACAGUAACGGAAAACGCCCCGUAGGUCUAUUACAUUAACAAUUGCUACAGCGGGACACCUUCAUACAAGAACUUCUGUGGUACUUGCGAACCACUAGAUGGCGCUAACUGCUCAUGAUGCUGAGAGGUUGGCUGCACCAAGGGGCUGCACUAGUGGAAGUACUAGAUAUUUUGUACAGGCUCCAUACGGGAAUAGACGCCCACUAUUAAAUUCUAAGUAGAGAUGUACGGCAAUAACAUUAACUGUACAUGUAUACCCUAUUUUGCUUGAGCAAAUAUGCAAAGCUGAUUCGUCAUAAUCAUUAUAAACAAAAUAAUCUAGUGACCAUGUGAUUGUAUAUGCAUGUUUAAAAUAGCUGGACACUAAAAUCAUUUAUUAUUUGCAGAAUAGCCCAAUAAUAAUUUCUUACACUUCUCAUCAUGAAACUGUUCUAAGGUGCUUGUGACUAAGAUGCCUGCUUCCAUACUUUUGUAAUGCUCUCUCCACGUGAGAAGGGCAGUGGUUAAGCUAUAAGUGUAAAUAGUGAAUUGGCAUUUUUGUGCCUGUGUGUCUCCUGUGUUUUUCCUGUACCUGGAAAGUCGUAAUGCUGUAGAAACUACCGUAUAUGUUUUAUACUAUGGCGUAUGUACAGAACCAAUGUUUGUGGGUAAUGGAAAAGUCAAUGUAGACAUAGUUCAUUCUAGGUUUUAAAGUGUUUUCCCCAUGUUUUGAAUUUCCUAGAAAAUUAAAUGUACAGAAUAAUUUUACACGAAAAGUUCAGAAUUUUAUUGGCUAUGAAAGUCUAUUAAACUGGAAGAACAGAACCGGCCCAUGGUACACUGUCGAAAUAGUUGCGGAAAAAGCUCUCUUUUAAAACUACUGCAAGUGAUGAUUAUUCAGUAUUUAAUAAUAAAUUAUAUUAAGUAAAGACAGGCAUUACGUCUCGGAAGUGUUGUUACCGUGUGUUGUAAUAUAAUUUUCUCUGCCGUCUCGUUUUUAUAAUCUUUGCAUGUACGUAACUUUUUGUGCUGUCAAAUAACUAGUGUUUACUGGAGUCGUGUAAAUUUUAAUGGUACCGAGCUUAGCUAGCCGUUUGUACAAAUUUUUUGAACAAAAUAAAUAUGUAAAUGCUGUCACAUUUAAAGGA